Molecule: messenger RNA, 1929 nt
Organism: Prunus persica (peach)
Lineage: Eukaryota; Viridiplantae; Streptophyta; Magnoliopsida; Rosales; Rosaceae
Product: serine/threonine-protein phosphatase PP1 isozyme 1
Exons: 4
Coding region: 538-1566 (342 amino acids)
Cellular component (GO): nucleus; cytoplasm
Molecular function (GO): protein serine/threonine phosphatase activity
Source: RefSeq, a predicted model, not a curated record
UAUGCCUUUUGAGUUUGAAUCAAAUGUCAACAAAAACCAAGUUAUUAUAUCUACUAACUCUCAACUCAAGGAAGGUAUUUCCUUUACAGCAAAGUUUGUACUCAAUUCCCACCCAACACUGAAAAGAACACUUUCAUCUUGUAGCAGAAAAAGAAGAGAACAAAAACAAAAAAAAGAAUCUUAUACUGUUCACUCUUCUGUAGACAAGAAAAAGAAAGAAAGAAAAAAAAUGAGGGUCACCCAUUUUCCCAUUUGUUCUCCUCCCUCUGCUCAAACUCAAAAAGGCAUUUCCCACUUUUUCCCUUCCAACUCCCAAAAACAGAAGAAAGUCUCAAACACCACUCUCCAACGCUGAAACGACACCCUUUUCUACAGAAAACGACAGCCAGAACCCAACCCACCAUUCCCCACCAAGGCUCAUGCUUUUCUCUCACUCCCUCUCUUCCUCUCCUUCUGCUUCUUCUCUCUUCAUGUUUCAGUCUUUCAAUUAUUUUCAAUAGAGCCGUUGACUUUUCAGUCAUUGACCGCACCUAGGAAAUGGACCAAUCAGUUCUGGACGACAUAAUCAAUCGUCUUCUGGAAGUCCGAGGCCGACCCGGAAAGCAGGUCCAGCUUUCUGAGUCCGAGAUCCGGCAACUUUGUUUGGCCUCUAAAGAAAUUUUCUUGCAACAGCCUAAUUUGUUAGAGCUUGAAGCACCCAUAAAGAUUUGUGGUGACAUACAUGGUCAGUACUCUGACCUUUUAAGGCUUUUUGAGUACGGUGGAUUACCUCCUAAUGCCAAUUACUUAUUCCUAGGGGAUUAUGUGGAUCGUGGAAAGCAAAGUUUAGAAACAAUAUGUCUUCUCCUUGCAUAUAAAAUAAAAUAUCCUGAGAACUUUUUCCUCUUGAGGGGAAACCAUGAAUGUGCUUCUAUAAACCGUAUAUACGGAUUCUAUGAUGAGUGUAAGAGAAGAUUCAAUGUGAGGCUAUGGAAGACGUUCACAGAAUGUUUUAACUGCCUACCUGUGGCAGCUCUGAUUGAUGAAAAGAUCCUCUGCAUGCAUGGGGGUCUUUCUCCUGAGCUGCAGAAUUUAGAUCAAAUCAGAAAUUUACAGCGGCCAACUGAUGUACCAGACGCAGGUUUACUCUGUGAUCUUCUCUGGUCUGAUCCCAGUAAAGAUGUUCAAGGUUGGGGAGGGAAUGACCGGGGAGUUUCAUAUACAUUCGGUCCUGACACAGUGACGGAGUUUCUUCAGAAGCAUGAUUUGGAUCUCGUUUGUCGUGCUCACCAGGUUGUUGAGGAUGGGUAUGAGUUAUUUGCCAACCGACAACUUGUGACAAUAUUUUCAGCACCUAAUUAUUGUGGGGAAUUUGAUAAUGCCGGUGCCAUGAUGAGCGUGGAUGAUACAUUAAUGUGCUCUUUCCAAAUAUUAAAACCUGCAGAUAAAAAGUCAAAAUUCAACUUUGGGAGCACGACUACAGCUAAGCCUGGAAAUACUUCGACUGGAGUUAAUGCUUUUGGGAGCACAACUACAGCUAAGCCUGGGAACUCUGUAACAGGAAUCAAGUCCUUGAUGCAGAGGUAAGAUGUUGGAUUUGGCAGAUAUGGGAGGUGCCGUGGCCCAGUUUGUAUCAUGAGCAUGUCAAGGUCUCCACUGGGAAACAUGAGGUCCAAUUUAUUUUCAUUGUAUCUGUUUAAAUUGUAAAAUUUGGAAGGAAAAAUCGUUAGAAACUAAUGCAGAAUGAUAUAAAGUUGGGUUUGGAGGUAGAAGGCUGCAUCUCCUUCCCUUCCUCCUUGUACACUAAUGGCUGCUACUUUUGCUGCUAUGAAUUAUUACUCUCUCCGAGACCAAAGAAAAGGUCAGAACAGUCGGUGCCUGCCUAUAAUGAAAUUCAGGGACAGCAAAAUAGAGAUGGAAAGAAAUUUUCAAGUCGUUUUGUUAACAAAA